AUGAUUAAUCAUACAAAACAUCUAUACGGGGGUUCUAUAGCGUGCAGAAUCCCACCAAGUUUUCAGGAUUUAAGUGACCUUUUGCCCGUUCCGGACCAUCAAGAAGUCUUCAUACACUAUAGAAGCGGCGUAGAAAAGCACACGAAUCCAGUUGCUUUAGAAACAUCUGACUACCUUCUUUCAUUUGAAAUACUGGAGUAUGAAGAAACGGAAGAUGAUGAAACCCGAGCAAGGUACCUGUUCCACGAGUUGGCAUGUUGGAACGAAGCUGCCCACAGCACUAUAAUUACACACGAAACAUCGAAAGCACCUGGUUCAGUAGGAGUCGAAAAAUGCAAAGCAGUCUUACUCGUAGGAACCAUGGAUGUAACAAAGGACAGGAGAGUGCCGCAAGAGGUUAUGCGGCGCCUUUCGGUUUUCCUUUACGUAUUACGCUUACGCGAGUACCAGUGCGACAUUUUGGUAUCAUACAAUUUCCCCCUAGAUGAUACCGACAUUGAGUGUGAUACGCAAUUGGAAAUGUUCAAGGAUAUCACACACAGCAUACAAAUUAUUGAUGAUAAAUUGUUUAUUCACAGGCCAUUGUGA
This is a messenger RNA of Babesia ovata, 588 nucleotides long. Its product is annotated as ran guanine nucleotide release factor-like protein, putative. The transcript is spliced from 5 exons. Gene Ontology annotation, cellular component: nucleus. Gene Ontology annotation, biological process: protein import into nucleus. Gene Ontology annotation, molecular function: guanyl-nucleotide exchange factor activity; small GTPase binding. Lineage: Eukaryota; Apicomplexa; Aconoidasida; Piroplasmida; Babesiidae. The record is from RefSeq and is a predicted model, not a curated record. Bases 1 to 588 code for a protein of 195 amino acids.